AUGAAAAUAUUCGUAUGUAUUAUUAUACUAUUUAUUCAAACAAUUUCUUCUCUUGAAUUAAAAAAAUUAUCAACAUGUCAAACAGCAUUAGGAAUGCAAUCGGGUUCUAUUCCAGAUUCAGCUAUAUCAGUAUCGAGUAGUUAUGAUUUAAAUACUGUUGGACCAAAAGCUAGUCGAGCACGAACUGAACAAUAUGGUGGUGCCUGGUGUCCAUUAAAUCAAAUAACAUCUAUGCCAACAGAAUGGUUAGAAGUUAAAUUUGAAAACUUAACUUAUUUAACACAAGUUGAAACACAAGGACGCUUUGAUAAUGGACAAGGAAGAGAAUAUGCAGAUAAUUAUAUAUUAAUGUAUACACGAUCAAAUAGUAUAAAGAAUGAUCAAACAUUAUGGAUUGAAUAUAAACCAAAAAAUCAACAGAAUAAUGCAACAUGGAUACAAGCUAAUCAAAAUACUUAUAUAGGAGAAAUUCGUCAAUUAGAUCCACCUAUUGUUGCUAAACGACUUCGUUUUUAUCCUGUUAGUAAACAACUUCGUACUAUUUGUAUGCGUGUUGAAGUUUAUGGUUGUUUAUUUUCUGAUGGUAUUGUAUCUUAUUCAAUGCCACAAGGACGUACUGAUAUAAAUUCAUUUGGUGAUGAUACAUAUGAUGGAAAAUAUCUUCCUUCUAAGAAUAUGUUAAUCAAUGGUUUAGGACAAUUAUCUGAUGGUAUUACAGGUUCAGAAGAAAUCUCAAUUAUUGAUGGUCGUCAACCAUGGAUUGGUUGGUCAAAUGAAACAAGUACAUAUAUAAGAAUAAAAUUUCAAUUUGAUACCAUACGUCAAAUAAAUCGUGUUAAAAUACAUACAAAUAAUUUAUUUUCAAAAGAAAUUCUUAUAUUUAAAACUGCAAUUAUAUCAUUUUCAAAUGAUAAUGAUGAAAAAAAUUAUUCAAAUAAAAUUAUUUAUCAACAUAAUCGUGAUGAUAUAUUUGAAAUAGCACGUCCUGUAUUAAUUGAAUUAAAUAAUCAUAUAGGAAAAUUUGUACGUUUAGAUUUAUAUUUUGAUUCAAAAUGGUUAUUAGUUAGUGAAAUAACAUUUGAUUCACAAAUAUAUAAUCCAAAGAAUGAAAUUAAAGAAAAAACUCUUAGAAAAUCUUUAACCGUUGAAAAUGAUCUAUAUAAAUAUAAUCGAAAAUUAUAUCAAACAACAAUAUCAAUGAAUUUACAAACAAAAAUUCCAUCGAUUAUAACAAUUGAAUUAUCUUUAGCAUUUCUUAUUGGUGCAUUAAUAGCUAUUGGAAUAUUAUUAAUUGUUUCACUGAUAUGGAUUAUUCGUCGAAAGAAAAAAUUACAAUUUCAAAAAUUAACUGAAAAACCAGGUAGUAAUUCAUCAUGUUAUACAUAUCCAACAUUACCUAUACGUGAAUUUUAUGAUUUAAAUGCACCUAUUACAAAUACAAUUGAUGAACGUGAAUAUGCAGCAUCCGAUAUAAAUUUCUAUUCAACAUUUUCACCUCCAAAUAAUUUAUAUAGUCCUCGUUUAAUACGACCAUCAAUUAUAAAUUCAAAUGCAUAUCCAACAAUAAAACCAAUUUCAUAUUGUUGUAUACAAGAACAACAAUAUACAACAUUAUGCCAACAAUCAUCGAUAUUAUUAUCGUUAACACAAGAUAUUUUACCUAUUGAAGGACUUUGUGGAAAUAGUUUAAUGAUUAAAAUGAAUGUAAUUGAAGAAAAUCAACAAAUAUCAAUAAAUGAAAUCAAUGAUGAUCAAUUAAUUUUUAUUAAAAAAAUUGGUAAUGGGCUAUUUGGAAGUAUUCAUUUAGCUGAAAUACAUGGAAUUUAUUUAAAUAAUAAAAUCGAAAAACAACAUGUUAUUGUUAAAACAUUAAAUGAUAAUGUGGGCGAUGAUAAAAAAACAUUAUUUUGGAAAGAAAUUGAAUUACUUUCAACAUUACAUAAUUCCAAUAUAUGUUCUCUAUUGGGUACUUCAAGUUCACAACGAACAGUAGCUAUAUUUGAAUAUUAUUCACUUGAUUUAUAUCAAUAUCUUCGUCAACAAAUUAUACCAUUAGAUAACUGUUCAGCAUCAAGUUUUUUACUUUCAUUAGCAUGUCAAAUAGCAUCGGCAAUGAAAUAUUUAUCAUCAUUUCAAAUAAUUCAUCGAGAUUUAGCUGCAAGAAAUUGUUUAAUUUCAUCAAUUAAUCAUCAAUUACGUUUAACUGAUAUUGCAAUGGCUAAAUCAGAAUAUUCAAAUGAUUAUGCACGUAUUGGACAUUUACAAUCACGUAUUGCUAUACGAUGGGCGGCAUUAGAAUCUUUACUUCUUAAUCAAUUUUCUCUUAAAUCAGAUGUUUGGUCAUUUGGUGUAACACUUUAUGAAUUAUUUACAUACGCAAGACAACGUCCUUAUCAUACAUUAACAAAUGAACAACUUAUACAACAAUUUGCUGCUCUUUCUCAACCACAAUUAUUAUCAACAUCGUUAGUAACAAAAGAUCUCUGUUUACCACAACCAGAAUUAUGUUCAAAAGAAAUCUAUGAUAUGAUGUGUGAAUGUUGGCAACAAGAUGCUCAACGUCGACCAUCAUUUGCUGAUAUACAUACAUUUUUACUUGGUAGAGCAUCUGGUUCAACAUUAUUAAUAUCACCAGGAUUAUAG
Molecule: messenger RNA, 2643 nt
Organism: Adineta steineri
Lineage: Eukaryota; Metazoa; Rotifera; Eurotatoria; Adinetida; Adinetidae
Source: the annotation of a GenBank genome assembly